Messenger RNA from Myotis davidii, 1767 nucleotides. RefSeq names its product immunoglobulin like domain containing receptor 2 (gene ILDR2). The record is from RefSeq and is a predicted model, not a curated record. Gene Ontology annotation, biological process: pancreas development. Gene Ontology annotation, cellular component: membrane. The transcript is spliced from 10 exons. Lineage: Eukaryota; Metazoa; Chordata; Mammalia; Chiroptera; Vespertilionidae. The coding region runs from base 1 to 1767 and encodes 588 amino acids.
AUGCUCUUCCAGCCCACGCUGCUCCGCUGCCACUUCUCCACGUCCUCCCGCCAGCCCGCCGUCGUGCAGUGGAAGUUCAAGUCCUACUGCCAGGAUCGCAUGGGGGAGUCCCUGGGCAUGGCCUCUCCCCGGGCCCUCUGUGUUGCAGCCCUGGCGGGUGGUCUCCAGGUCACAGUGCCCGACAAGAAGCAGGUGGCCAUGCUCUUCCAGCCCACGCUGCUCCGCUGCCACUUCUCCACGUCCUCCCGCCAGCCCGCCGUCGUGCAGUGGAAGUUCAAGUCCUACUGCCAGGAUCGCAUGGGGGAGUCCCUGGGCAUGGCCUCUCCCCGGGCCCAGUCUCUCAGCAAGAGAAACCUGGAGUGGGACCCCUACCUGGACUGCUUGGACAGCAGGAGGACCGUCCGAGUGGUCGCUUCCAAACAGGGCUCGACCGUCACCCUGGGAGACUUCUACAGGGGCCGGGAGGUCACCAUCGUCCACGAUGCAGAUCUUCAAAUUGGAAAACUCAUGUGGGGAGACAGUGGACUCUAUUACUGUAUCAUCACCACCCCCGAUGACCUGGAGGGCAAAAAUGAGGACUCGGUGGAGCUGCUGGUGUUGGAGUGGGUGUUUGUGGGGCUGGUGAUCCUGGGUGUCUUCCUCUUCUUCGUCCUGGUGGGCAUCUGCUGGUGCCAGUGCUGCCCGCACAGCUGCUGCUGCUACAUCCGUUGCCCCUGCUGUCCGGAGUCCUGCUGCUGCCCUCAGGCCUUGUAUGAAGCAGGGAAAGCAGCCAAGGCCGGGUACCCUCCCUCUGUGUCCUGUGUCCCCGGCCCCUACUCCAUCCCCCCUGUCCCCCUGGGAGGAGCCCCCUCAUCGGGCAUGCUGAUGGACAAGCCGCAUCCACCUCCCCUGGCUCCGAGCGACUCCACAGGAGGAAGCCGCAGUGUUCGCAAAGGCUACCGCAUCCAAGCGGACAAAGAGCGCGACUCCAUGAAGGUCCUGUACUACGUGGAGAAGGAGCUGGCUCAGUUUGACCCGGCCCGGAGGCUGCGGGGCCACUAUAACAACACCAUCUCGGAACUCAGCUCCCUGCACGAGGAGGACGGCAAUUUCCGCCAGUCUUACCAUCAGAUGCGGAGCAAGCAGCUCCCUGUGUCCCGGGACUUGGAGAGCAAUGCUGACUACUGGUCGGGCAUCAUGGGAGGCAGCAGUGGGACAAGCCGGGGGCCCUCGGCCGUGGAAUACAACAGAGAGGACCGGGACAGCUUCCGGCACAGCCAGCAGCGCUCCAAGUCCGAGAUGCUGUCGCGCAAGAACAUGUCUCUGGAUGACGAGAAUCAGAAGUGGACAAUGGGGACAAGACACAAAUCCAAGCGCCAGCAGGCCCAGGACCUUCUCCGGCCGCCACCUUGGAAGUUCCUGCGACUCUUGAGGGCCUGGGGUCUGGCUGACCCUCCAUACCACCCGCCGAGCACGGUGGCAGGAGUCCUGCACUCCGACCUGGCGCCAUGGAGGGAAGCUGAGUCUUCAGUAGAACGAAGAGGGCAGAUACCGAGGGAGGCAACGGCGGUGGUGGUGGUUGGCUGGUGGGUUGGACCUGCUCCCGGGAAGGCUGAACGAGAGGAGCCCCUCACUGUGGAUUCCAGGGAGCACCGCUCUGGGGCGAAGGUGUACACGCUGCCCGAGAGCCUCCUGCGGGAGGAAGGAGAAGGGAUGGAGGCUGAGGAAGGUGCUGCCCGCGUCACCUACCUGUUCGUUUUUGUGCCUCGUCUGUGGCAUCGAAACUGA